AUGGCGACCCGAGUACGGGGCUCUGUAUCCCCAUCUGUGCGCCUUCUCCUUCGUCCUACCCCUGCCACGACCCGCCUGCCUCUUCAGACACCAUGGCGCAGACUAGCAAGCAGUAACACGCGGAAGUCUGGUACCUCCCCCAACUGGAUUGUCAGCUCGCUCGGGGUGGCAGUUGCUGGCGCCGCGGCAUAUUUCGGAUAUUCAUACGUGAAUGGCGACUUCAAGGGCGCAUGGAUCGAGAGCCAGACUGCACCAGAGAAGCAGGUGAUCAACGUCAACGAUCUUCGCGCUCAAUUUAUCCAGGAAAAGCGAAGCUUGAAGAGUCCAGCAGUCUACACCUGGGGCUCAAAUAUUUACAAGGUGGUGGAUCCAGGAUCAAAGGAUACCGAUAUUAAGACUCCCCGGCGGUUCAAAUACUUUGACGGCCAGGUUCUUCGUGAUUUCAAAGUGGACGAAAAGUCCGGCGCUGCCAUCACCGAAGACGGUGAUCUCGUCCAGUGGGGUAAAGGAUUCUCGGAGACUGAGUAUAAACCCGCCAAGACUUUGACCGGCAAGAACCUGAAAUCGCUCACUCUUUCGGAAAAUCGCAUUAUUGCGCUGUCCUCAGAUGGCAGCGUCUUCUCUCUUCCCAUCUCAAAGGAGGAGCAGAAGGCCGGUCCUAAGCCGCGGGAGAGCUCCUGGGUACCCUUCUGGGGCAGCCAGUCUGCAUUGAGCUAUCGCAUCCUGAACCCUAAUUUGGGACUCGGCGAAAAGGUUACCUCCAUUUCGGCGGGCCAGGAGCAUGUCGUUCUCCUGACCAGCUCUGGCCGUGUCUUUACAGCUGCCGCAUCCACCGAACACUACCCUUCACUUGGUCAGCUCGGUGUACCCGGUUUGACUUGGUCCACCCGCCCCAAGGGUCCUGUCGAUGUAUGCCACGAUGUAACGCCUUCCAUUGGCUCUAAAAUUACAAAGAUUAGCACGGGUGACUAUCACUCGCUUGCGUUGACCAAGGAUGGCCGCGUGUUUGCCUGGGGUGACAACUCCUUUGGCCAACUAGGCAUGGAUUAUGAGCCCGAACUACCCUACAAAGACACGCCCUUCGCCCUUCCUCUGCACAAACUUUACCGCCGAGGCGUAUACACAUUACAAGCGACCAACGUCGCAGCUGGUGGCGCUGGCAGCUUCUUUAUGGUCGACGCAAAACGAACUCUGGGCCCUGAUGAGGAGCUCGGAGCAGUUCGGGAUUUGGGCAAUGUGACCGCUGAUACAUGGUCUUGCGGCCGGGGCAUCUGGGGCACCUUGGGCACGGGCAGGUGGGUUCAUUUGCAAGAUUCGCCUUCCAAGGUGAAGGACCUAAGUGGGCUGGCCGAGUACGACGAAACCAAAAACAAAAUGACGCCAAUUCGGCUUCGCAACAUGUCCGUCGGCACAACCCACGUUGCUGCUGUGAUGGACAACAAGACGACCAUCAGUUCGAAACCUACAGAUUCUUUGGAUAAAUCGCACGACUUUGGUCUUGAUGUGCUCUUCUGGGGAGGCAACGAGCAUUUCCAACUGGGUACUGGAAAACGCACCAAUCUCCCUCGACCCAGCUAUAUCAAGGCGCCUGCCGAGUCCUCGAAGAAGGAUGAACCAGAAGCACGGUUGCAAAUUAUGCCUCAGCACAAGGGCAAGGUUGGCAAGCGCUCAGUGAAAAUGGAGCAACGAGUCGAAUGUGGACGUCAUGUUUCUGCAAUCUACUCGGCGGCUGCCUAA
Messenger RNA from Penicillium daleae, 1737 nucleotides. Its product is annotated as RCC1 domain-containing protein. Gene Ontology annotation, cellular component: mitochondrial inner membrane. The record is from RefSeq and is a predicted model, not a curated record. Bases 1 to 1737 code for a protein of 578 amino acids. The transcript has a single exon. NCBI's taxonomy places the organism in Eukaryota, Fungi, Ascomycota, Eurotiomycetes, Eurotiales, Aspergillaceae. Gene Ontology annotation, biological process: mitochondrial respiratory chain complex III assembly.